Molecule: messenger RNA, 2918 nt
Organism: Plasmodium vivax (malaria parasite P. vivax)
Lineage: Eukaryota; Apicomplexa; Aconoidasida; Haemosporida; Plasmodiidae
Product: DNA replication licensing factor MCM5, putative
Exons: 5
Coding region: 642-2918 (758 amino acids)
Biological process (GO): double-strand break repair via break-induced replication; DNA replication; DNA replication initiation
Cellular component (GO): nucleus; MCM complex
Molecular function (GO): single-stranded DNA helicase activity; single-stranded DNA binding; ATP binding
Source: RefSeq, a predicted model, not a curated record
CGGCACUGCAAAAAAGAAUAGAUUAUAUUGAAUGAAAAGGAAGCCAAUUUUGUAUUAUCUGUGUGGAAAGAGACCAAUUCGAAGGAGAUAGCACCAUUCGUCCGUUUUUUUUUCUUAUUUUUUAUUGCAUGGAAUGUGAAGCAUCCUCUUUGGCACUGCCGCUGCUGACACAGUCUAGCAAGUGCCAGUCGGUUCACAGCAGAUUGUCCACUAGGAGAGGAGCCUUUGCAUUUUCCCCACCCAUCACAGGAUCGUUCCUUUGGGGAGUUCCCGCCGCAGAGGAAGCACCUUACUUCGGGUAGGUUAGCACACUGAGUGAGCUCUUCCGUGCAAAGGAGUACACAGAUCGGGAACGACCACAGCUGCGGCGCGACAGAAGGGAAACACUCGCAAUAAGUGAGCAGCUCCCGCUUCAUCUCGUUCUACGGAAGGUGAAAAAAUAGCCACUCAGACGUGCGUAUCUUAGGAAAGCCGUAGGGGAAAUUUCAACAAUUGGUGCAAGUGCGAGCAAAAGGAUAAUUACCAUUUUGGGAAUAGCUGCACACGAAAGGGCAACUUUCAAAAUUGAAGGCCCCGGCGUACCGCUUUGACUGCCCUUUUUGGAGACCAAUUUUGGCAUACACACAAACGUAACGUAGAAAAUGCUGGGAAUACAGGAAGGACGGGCAUUCUUCAAUGCCGCAAGAAACCCCAACAACAGACCCGAAAACAACAUCCGCAUUGAGGACAACCUACCAAGUCUGAACGAAGUGUAUAAUUAUUUCCAGGACUUUCUCUCGAGGUACUCAUCAAACACGCUGAAGGAAGGAAAUUUGAAGAGGACUCUUUUUGAAAAUGUGAAAAAUAAUAAUUUCACCCUCGAUUUGAAGUUGGACGAUAUAUACAAACAACAGACGGUAUUUGAAAAUAAUGAAAUUAGUGCAACUCCCAUUUCGGAGAGGAAGAUGAAGAAGCCAGAGAAUUACUCUGCCAUUUUGGCUAGGGCCCUGUCCGAAAGGCCUCUAACAUAUCUGCCUACUGUUGAGCGUGUGUGUUACGAAGUGUGCGAAACUGCCAACAUACUAAAUGAUGAAGAUGAGCACUUGAAUUAUAUUCAAAUUAAUUUGUUAAAUACGUUCAUUAGGCCCACACCUAUUAGGGGUCUCCUAGCAGCUACUCAAGAAAGGUUUGUAGUAGUUCCAGGAAUUAUUGUGCAGGCGAGUAAACCACAGCAUAAGAUGAGGAAAAUUACUCUCCAGUGCAGGUACUGUGACCAUAAAAUGUCUAUCGAUGUGCCCUUGUGGAAAGAUAAACCUCAGCUGCCACCCUAUUGUAGAUACUCCUCCACCAUGAAAUCUUCCAUGGGUGUUGCCAACCCGAUGGACAAUCAGCUGGGAUGCAAUGGGGUCCUAGAACCGUAUGUGAUUCUUCCAAACGAAUGCACCUUCGUUGAUAUACAAUCACUGAAGAUGCAAGAAUUGCCGGAGGCCGUUCCGACUGGAGAUAUGCCAAGACAUUUGCAAUUAAAUGCUACCAGAUAUUUAUGCGAAAAAAUGAUUCCUGGGGAUCGAGUGUACGUUCAUGGAGUUCUCACUUCCUACAAUCCAAACCCUAAACCUACCAGGGCAGAUGGAACGAACUUUUCCUAUCUCCAUGUCUUAGGCUUCCAAAAGUACGAUGACAUGACAGGCAAUGAUUUAAAUUUUGAUGUUGAAGAAAGAAAUGAAUUAACCUUACUGGCAGCUGAACAUGAUAUACAUGAAAAGAUAUUUAAGUCUGUCGCUCCGGAACUUUACGGAAUGGACGAAGUGAAGAAGGCUUGUGCGUGUUUACUCUUUGGAGGUACUCGCAAGCGAAUUGGAGAGGAAACCAAAAUCAGGGGAGACAUCAACAUGCUGAUGCUUGGAGAUCCCUCAGUUGCAAAGUCGCAAAUUUUAAAAUUCGUAAAUCGAUGUGCCCCUGUUUCGGUUUAUACAUCUGGAAAGGGUAGCAGUGCAGCGGGGUUAACUGCAGCUGUUAUGAGGGACAGUCAGGGGGUUUUCUCUUUAGAAGGUGGAGCCAUGGUUUUGGCUGACGGGGGAGUGGUCUGCAUAGACGAGUUUGACAAAAUGAGAGAUGAUGAUGUGGUGGCUAUACACGAAGCUAUGGAGCAACAAACCAUUUCCAUUUCCAAGGCAGGAAUUACUACCAUGCUGAAUAGCAGAUGCUCCGUCAUCGCUGCAGCCAAUCCGUCCUUUGGAUCCUAUGAUGAUUCACAAGAUACCACAGAUCAGCAUGAUUUUAAAACCACCAUUUUGUCUCGAUUUGACAUUAUAUUUUUGUUACGUAAUAAACAGGACAUCGAAAAGGAUACCCUUCUGUGCAACCACAUUGUCGCCUUGCAUGCGUCAAAGCAUAAGUCGCAGGAGGGGGAGAUUUCUCUUUCCAAGCUGACUAGAUUUAUUCAGUACGCCAAGAAGGAAAUCGCCCCUCUGCUGUCCAAGGAGGCCAGGGACUCCCUGCGCAAUUUCUACGUGCAGACUAGAGCGGAGUACCGGGGGGACAGGCGCUCCGUCACGAAGAAAAUUCCCAUCACCCUGCGCCAGCUCGAGUCGCUCAUUCGGUUGGCGGAGAGCUUCGCCAAAAUGGAGCUUUCCCAGUUCGCCACGGAGAAGCACGUGCAGAUGUCCAUCGACCUCUUCUCGGCCUCCACCGCCGAAACGGCGAAGCAGUGCCUCAUUUUCGAGACCAUGUCCCCCUUGGAGCAGAAGGCCGUGAAGCAAGCGGAGGAUGCCAUACUGGGACGACUCGGGAAGGGCCAGAGGGCCUCGCGGGUGAACUUAUUCAGGGAGCUGCAGCUAAGAGGGUUCGACCGAUCGGCUUUAUCCAAGGCCCUGGCCAUCCUCAUCAAGAAGGGGGAACUCCAGGAAAGAGGCGACCGUUCCGUCAGACGCUGCUAA